CUUGUUCGCGGCGACCAGAUGUGAGCAAAACACCUAGCUGCAGGAAUGCUUUCUCAAUCUUGAGCAGGGUGGAAUAUAACAGCUUUCAGCAAGGCAGGGGCGCUGCAUUUUAGGGUUCCUUUGGUGGUUCUCCUGAGGCCGAUGUGACGGCUCCACAUUGGGCUUUCUUGAAGGGGCAAUCUUGUUCUUGGUGUUGAAGGGAGGCCAGUGGCGGGCCGUUGAUUCACAAUGGCUCAUGCGGCCCUCUGCCGAGUGGCCUUCACUCAGGCCGUUGCGUCAAACGUCGUCUGCAGAACGAGCAGAGCACCAGCACAGAGCUGUGUGUCCUCGUCUCUCGUCUCUAGUUUCAGGGGGUUUAGGUUAGAAAUAAGACCGGUGACUCGGAAUGGAAGGAAGCAGGUUGGGGUUGUGAUGGCAGAGGGGCCGUCAGCGUCGGAGACUGCGGAUGAGGAGGCGUUUGUAGCGGAAAAGAAGGCGAAGUUGGCAGCAAAGAAGGCGGGCAAGGACGACGGGGAGAAGCAGGGCCGGCCACCUAAGACUCCUGAGGAGAAGGCUGCUUACAAAGCGCACCUUCGGAGGAAAAAGCUUGACCGGAAGCGCAAGUUGCGGAAGCUGGGCCGGUGGCCUCCGUUGAAGGCCAACGUCGAUCAGCCUUCAAACCCGAGGAAGCGGGUGCAGAGGAAGGCUAAGUAAGGGGAUGACAAGGUCUUGUGAUCAUAGAAAAUUGGUCGGUUUUCCAAGAGCCCGCAUCGAUCGAUUUCAUAUAGCAAAGCUUGUGGGCGGCGCAACGGGGGAAUCAGCAAAGCGUACACACAAAAGGGAUCAUGAUGGCUCGGAGAUCGUGUUGGCUGUUUUGAAAGAUUUAUCAUUUCAGCAAACCAUCCGACUGCAGCCGCUCUCAUAGGGCAGUUCUCUCGUUGUGCAACUCGCUAAAGAGUGCUGCCGGAGCUCUAUUCUGAGUGUGUGAUCGCACAUGCAGCUUUUGAAAUCAAUGAUGACCCGCACAAUUGCAUGGGAACACUGGGAUAGACAGGCGGGCGACCUGCGGUGCACCUCGUCGCAGCUCAGUUAAAUCAUUGCGAUGUUCUGC
This is a messenger RNA of Klebsormidium nitens, 1090 nucleotides long. Lineage: Eukaryota; Viridiplantae; Streptophyta; Klebsormidiophyceae; Klebsormidiales; Klebsormidiaceae. The record is from the annotation of a GenBank genome assembly.